This is a messenger RNA of Lytechinus pictus (painted urchin), 508 nucleotides long. RefSeq lists its product as uncharacterized. The record is from RefSeq and is a predicted model, not a curated record. The transcript has 4 exons. The coding region runs from base 119 to 349 and encodes 76 amino acids. NCBI's taxonomy places the organism in Eukaryota, Metazoa, Echinodermata, Echinoidea, Temnopleuroida, Toxopneustidae.
GCGCUAAUCCUAUAAAUACAGAGCACCUUGAGGACCUAAUCAUCAAACGGCAGACCAUAGAGAUAUUCAAGAUAUACCUGUUCUCCUGAAGAUCAUCUGAACCAUCCUACCAAUCACCAUGGCUAAGGCUCUAUUCUUCGUCCUGGCUUGCGCCCUCAUCGUUGCCGUCAUCGCCGACUACGAGUUCGACGACGACACCCUUGAGUUCUUUGAGACCGAGAAGAGGGGUAUGGGAAGGAAGCUCAAGAAGUACAAGACCUGUCAGCAAUUCGGUAUGCAAUGCUGGUGCAGCAGACGUACUAACAGCGUUGUCUUCUGCAGUGGAGCUGGAAAUGGAGAUGGCAUCUAAAUUUUAGUCUAGCAGCAGAUAACCCCAUCAACAAAUCAGAAUGAAAUGACAUUUGGACCGUCCCGACGCGCUCUAUCUUCUCUCCUUAAUUCUUGUGUUUUAUCGCAUUGGUACCAUAUUCGAUGAUAUUGUAAUAAAAAUUGUUUAAACAAACAACAA